UAGAAAAAUCAGCUGACUAAUGUUCGAAUAUCACAAGUUUAUAUGUACACAAGUUUCAUAAUACAUUUUAAAGUAUUUAAUUUGUUUGAUCGAUAAACAUAAAAUUAGAUCAAUAAUGUUGUCAACAGUAACGAGAAUCACUCGAGGAAAUAAAUUUUCUUACUCAGUACUUGCUAUCAUUACAAAUAAUCAUAUUGAUAAUAAACCUGAACAUUUAUAUCAAAGAUUAUCAAGAGGUUAUAGUGCAUUAAAUUUUAAAAAAUAUUUGAAUAAUUACAAUACUGAGUACUUGUCUCACGCACCAACAACGACAACACCAACAUUAAUUAAUUUUUAUUCUGAUAAUCCAUCAAAUUUAUUUGAAUCAGAAUUAGAUUCUGUUCAAUUUGAAAAAAUAUCAAAUGACACACUUGAUUCAUUGACGGAGUAUUUUGAUGAAUUGAUUGAGCAGGCGACACAUCUAGAUGAUGCUGAUGUAUCCUAUGGGGACGGUGUGUUGACAGUUAAAUUUGGUAAUAAAUACGGUACAUACGUGAUAAAUCGGCAGACACCGAAUAAACAGCUCUGGUUAUCAUCGCCAACUUCUGGACCUAAACGGUAUGACUUUAUUGAUGGUACAUGGAUUUAUAAACACGAUGGAAAAUCCCUUCACGAGCUUCUUGAUAAUGAAAUCCCAUCAAUCGUUAAUAAUACCACAUUGUUUAAUGAUAAAUGUUCAUACUCCAAAAAACAUAUUAAAUAAAUUACUAAUUAAUUAAA
Messenger RNA from Microplitis demolitor, 759 nucleotides. RefSeq names its product frataxin homolog, mitochondrial (gene fh). The transcript has 3 exons. The record is from RefSeq and is a predicted model, not a curated record. NCBI's taxonomy places the organism in Eukaryota, Metazoa, Arthropoda, Insecta, Hymenoptera, Braconidae. The coding region runs from base 116 to 742 and encodes 208 amino acids. Gene Ontology annotation, biological process: iron incorporation into metallo-sulfur cluster; intracellular iron ion homeostasis. Gene Ontology annotation, cellular component: mitochondrion. Gene Ontology annotation, molecular function: ferrous iron binding; ferric iron binding; 2 iron, 2 sulfur cluster binding.